AUGAUAUAUAUUGAUUUAUAUAGAUUUCAGCUGCAGAUUAUUUUGGUACUAGAAGUGCUUUCUUUGCGACGUGAGAUGGGUGAUGUGACGCAAAAUUUGUUGGAAAAACAAUCGAAAAUUCAAUCCAAGAACGAAUCGAUUAAUAUUGAACAGUAUUUGGAUGUAUUGGUCGACAGAUUGUGUAUUUGGCAAGCAUUAAGUGACACACGUUUAUUGGAUGACAAUAGUAUUAACUUGGAACCGGAUAAUGAUCAAUUGAAGCAAUUUUGUGCAGAAGUGGUUAUACCUUUCUAUGCAUCUAAACUUCCUGAUGUGUGUAAUAUGUUGUCUGUCAAGUGUGGUGGGCCAAGUUUUUCUUAUCAUGCUUUACGAGUAAAACGUACCAAAAAGUCCAAAACAUCAACCAAAGAGAAAUCAGAUGCUUGCUCGACUAAUGUAUCUGCCAAGUCUUCAAAGGUAUCUCUUGGUUCUUCGAAAACAUCUGCUAGUACUAUAUUUUGUCCUGAAACGGCAUUAUUUGAUAAAAAAACUAAGUUAACAGCUUCUUCUGUUACAUCACGUUUCUCUUCUACAGAUAAACAUACUAAGAGCAUUUCCAGAGAUGGUAUUUUGAAUUCUAAACAGUCUCUUGAGCACCGUGAAAUAAAAAUGCCUUUGAAACCAAUUGGUAGGAAAGGAUCUGAUAGGAUAGAUGACAUUUCGUUGCAUGUAACAUCUUCUGUAUCAUUACCUUCGUUACAAACUCGUGGCACUGAAGUGUGUCGGACUCGAGUAAAGCAAAAUACAGCCAAAGUUCAGAUUCAAGUGUUAGAAACGCCACAAAAGAAUCGAAUAACGCAUGAUACUUCUGAUUUAACAAUUCAGAGUGCUAAGCGAAUAAUAGGCACUCCAAUCAGCCAUGGAUCCAUAGGAUCACCUGUUAAAAAGUGUCGGAAAGUAGAAUACGUUACAGAAACACCCCUUCGGAAAUAA
This is a messenger RNA of Pneumocystis jirovecii RU7, 972 nucleotides long. RefSeq lists its product as uncharacterized. Gene Ontology annotation, cellular component: DNA replication preinitiation complex. Bases 1 to 972 code for a protein of 323 amino acids. The record is from RefSeq and is a predicted model, not a curated record. Gene Ontology annotation, biological process: DNA replication initiation. The transcript is spliced from 3 exons. NCBI's taxonomy places the organism in Eukaryota, Fungi, Ascomycota, Pneumocystomycetes, Pneumocystales, Pneumocystaceae.